Molecule: messenger RNA, 1742 nt
Organism: Lingula anatina
Lineage: Eukaryota; Metazoa; Brachiopoda; Lingulata; Lingulida; Lingulidae
Product: protein BTG2
Biological process (GO): negative regulation of cell population proliferation
Cellular component (GO): cytoplasm; nucleus
Source: RefSeq, a predicted model, not a curated record
CUGCUCACUUUCGAGAAGGACGCCAUAAAAGUUUGCAACGAAGAACGAAGCGGGCCAUAUUUUUGAUCCUUUAGGCCUGAAAACAGCCAAAAACUGUGACAAUUCCCAUCCAGCUAGUCUCAACACAGUGAUCCGGACUAGUCAAUAUAGAUAACUGCUCAAAAGAACGAACGGUGAGAUAUAUCAGGGAGAUUUUGUGAUACGCGACUACGGAAAAAAAUCCCCACCUUGCGAAAUAUAAAGGCAUCAGCUGGUGACUCACUGCCGUUUCAUCAACUCAAAUCCUUCCAGAACGGAAUACCAGUUUCUUCCACUGAAGUCGCAACACUGCGAGAACAUAAAAAUAGCAACACGAUGAAAAAUGAAUUAGGAUGUGCGGUGGACUUUCUCACAAACUUUGUCAGAAAAAAUGCCGACGUAAGUACCAACCAGACCGAAGUCUUUAGCAGGACUUUAUUGAAGCUCCUCAAAAACCACUAUCAGAAUCACUGGUUCCCAGCCAAACCCACGAAAGGAAGUGCAUACAGAUGUAUACGAAUUAACGGCCAAAUGGACCCUCUGGUACAUCAAGCUGGGGCAGACUGCGAAUUGACUGGUGAGAAAUUACGAUCAGUGUUUCCAAGCGAGCUAACACUUUGGGUCGACCCCGGAGAGGUGUCGUACAGAAUUGGAGAAGAAGGCAGCAUUGGAGUUUGUUACGAGGAAGAAAAGCCUCAGGUAGAGUCACAACCGACAGCAUCUCCCUCAGCGUCCCCUGUGCCAAACUCCACCGCGUCCCCUGCCAGAUCCCCCAUCCCCGAAUUCCAGUCCCUCGCCAUGGAUUACUCCGGGAAUUUCUACUCGCCAAACAUGACAUCGGGAUGGGAUACGUAUGCACCGUGGUCUUGCAGGGACCAGUAUAACCGCAACUACUCAACCAGUUCCCCUCUCAACUUCAACAUGGACUUCGCCAAUAGUAGCUUCUCUCGCCAACUCGCCGGAUUCGUGUCGAGUUGAUUCCGAUUUCUCGUACCGCCAAGCAUUUUUGAAAAAGAAGGGUGAAAAACGGAAUCGUCGAAGGACAAGAGCUACGCACAUUACAUAAUCAUGAAUUGUUAAAACAGGUGACUUUUUUCUCUCAGAUAUUCCAUUUGAAUGUGUUCACAAAGGACAGGACUUCAUAGUUAAUCAAUCUGGGUUGAGCUACGGCCAUAACUCGUGUUGCCAUGAACUUUGUCAACACGCAAAGGACCAAGGAAUAAAACUUGACUGUUAAAGGUUCCAGUAUUAUAAACUUUGCAGCUUUAUGAACUCACUAUACAGAUCAACGCAAUAAUAAUUCCGUAUUGUUAUUAUGUAUAUCUUAAUACAGUAACAUUUCUUUUGUAGUUGUAACGUUUGUAAAAAGGUUGUAAAAAUGUAAAUUGUAAAGUUGUAAAGUGUAUACUUAUUUUUUCUGACAGUGUACAGGAAUUUGAGAUGGUGCAGAUUUUAAUGUUUUUUUUCUCAGAUUUUGAUCUCCGGGUAUUACCAAUAGGCUAAUGCCGUCCGAUAGUGUAGACCCGAUCUCUUGCAAUCAUGUUACUAUUAUUGUUCUUAUCUGUACAGAUGUAAAAAGAGAUUUUAAACAAAUGCUUAUUUUUAUCCGUCUGUACAGACGCCCUUAUGAGAAAGAAAAAACUUGUUUUCUUUAAUAAAAAAAAUGUGAAAUUGUUAUCAAUAAAUAUCGUGCCUCAUGGAGGUCUCCAUUGCAAAGAAAAUGA